Molecule: messenger RNA, 1780 nt
Organism: Cladocopium goreaui
Lineage: Eukaryota; Dinophyceae; Suessiales; Symbiodiniaceae
Source: the annotation of a GenBank genome assembly
CUGAGUUCUCGGCCAUCGCUGUGGGAUGGAUCGAAGAGAUCGCAAUGAGUUGAGAUGAGUCUUGAGGCAGGCUCCAGCUCGAGGCCUCGAGGUAAAGACCGAUGGAACUUGCUCCGAGAUGUACAUUCCAUCACCAAACAGGUUCGCGGCACCUCUUCACCAAUACCAGAGCUCAGCAAAUCAGUUGUGCUUUCCGGCACCCCUGCGAAGACAACCUUGGAAGUGGCACCUCAGGAGGCUUUGGCAGCUAAACCUUGCUCGCCUCCCAGCUUGAUUUCUCCGGCUCUCUCUGAGCCUGCACCAGAGCCCGGUGUUGAAGGAGAGAGUGCUCUUCCCGAAAAGGAACUUCACGCAGCUUCUAAGGAUGUACAAGGCGAAGGGGGUCAAGGAGAAGACUUUUCGGAUUUGUCCGAGGCAAGCGACGGAGAGGAGAAGUCGGCUUCCCUGUUGGCUGCAGUUCCGAUUGUUCAAGUGCAUGACAAGACACAGGAUGAGGAAAACAGCAUAGAAAGCAGCAAGUUGCUUUCUGGCAGAGAGCCAAUCAAGAGCCAAACAUCAGAAAAACGUGAGCUGCAAGUUCCUUCGUCACUUUUGAAUGGAAGCAAGUCAGCACGAGUGCGGUUGAGUGAGCGCAGGUCUGGUUCCAGAAGACCACAAAACAGACCCGCAGCAUUUGGAGAGACAACGGCGGCAACGAGGACAGACAUGGUUGCAAGCAUGGUGAGCAGUUUGGCUGGCUUGGCAAGCUUUAAGUUCACCACUGAAAAUGCUGAUAGUGAGGGCGAGGUCCACAAUGCAUGGGGAGACAAUGACACCGAAGACAACUUGCUGGAGCGCGUGCAAGAUCUAGAGCAGGCGAGAGGAAUAGCACUUGGACCGCCUCAGUCUUCAGCACGCAUGAGACGAGCCAGGAAAAACAAGAAAGACAGGCCAAAAGAGGCAGCUGCGCGCAGCUCGCAAGAUGGAGCAAGCCAGCAGUUAGAUAAGGUGCGUCCUCAGCAUACAGAGUCCAACAGUGAUACCUUCACAGCUGCAUCAAGUAUGGUGACAACCAUGUUCAAUAGCUUUGGGGCAAGUGUAAGCUUUACAGUGAAUGUCAAGCAAGAUGCAGAGAGAGAAUCUGGUACCAAGAGCCAUGCCACAGAAGAGUCUGCAGCAAGCACAGCCGAGCCACCAAAAACAUGCUUAGCUGUGCCAAUGUCACAACCUCCUUCUGCUGGCAGAGAUCGUUUUGCAAGACGGAGAAACAGACUUGAUCCUCCAUUGUCCGCCUGUUCCAACGAUAGACAGUCGUCACUUGCAUCCGCUUCUCAAGGAACCGAGUCGCAGCUUUCCGUGCUCAGUGAUACAAGCUCUCGCGGGCGCCAGCGGGAAAGGCGAAAACAACAUGUGUCUGAGGAAGGUGCUUUGACUUCCAGAUCAACUCUUUUCGACGUGGCAGCUUCAAGUCUGGCGGAAUUUCAACGAUUGUUCCAGAGUGACGAAGGUGAGACUUACUGCAUUUGGGGUCCUGACGAUACUCCGGAGCAGUACCAAGAGCGUUUGAAAGCGUUGGACGCCAGCCAAGAACCAGCAUCCCAAACUUCUGGAACAAUGCUUCAUCAUCGUUUGAUGAGGCGGAGGAAGAAGAAACAGGAAGCCUUGGAGAGAAAGAACCAGGAGACAGCCGAUGCGACUGGAGAUCCCUUCUUGCUAACGUGAGACUCCCGGUGAGUCGUUCAAUGUCGCUCAAGCUUGUCUGAGUAGGUAGUCACCUGAUCAAUGCAAAACUUGAAUUAAG